Molecule: messenger RNA, 2352 nt
Organism: Boeremia exigua
Lineage: Eukaryota; Fungi; Ascomycota; Dothideomycetes; Pleosporales; Didymellaceae
Product: poly polymerase catalytic domain-containing protein
Exons: 4
Coding region: 91-2103 (670 amino acids)
Molecular function (GO): NAD+ poly-ADP-ribosyltransferase activity
Source: RefSeq, a predicted model, not a curated record
CAAGCUUGGCUCUCACUUGCAUAAGAGCCGCACAUCUUCAACUGCGUGAAGUCUCAUCUCAGUUUGCCUCAUUCUCCACGAAACACGACCAUGGCCCGCAAAGCUGCUCAGAAACAGGCUCAAGCCGCGCCCCUUGACCGCUGUUCAAUCGCUACUUCCGGACGCUUCCCUGGCACAACACAAGCUGCCCUUCAAACACGCAUUACAGAUCUGGGCGGGACCAUUGUCUCAAAAGUCACGUAUGACACCACUUUGCUGAUUACUACCGACAAAGACUACGAAACCAGGUCAACAAAGGUCGCUGCCGCCAAAUCCAACGGAGUCCCCAUCGUCAGCAUCGAUUGGCUUGAUGAGACUGAAUCAUCAAAUGUCAAAGCAGAUGAAGAUCAGUAUUCACUGGACGCACCCAAAGCUUCUGCAGGAACUGUAGCGGCGAGCAACGGGAAGAAACGUGCCGCCUCAAAGACCGACUCCCCAGCACCAACUCAAGACGGUUCGCAGUCAAAGAAGCGGAAGACCCUCGAAGAAAACGCCAAGAUCAGCGACGUGAAAGUAGGCGAUGGCCAGAAUGCAAAGUCGAAGAAGAUUGUUGUUCCUCUCGACGAGUACUGUCCUUCUCCCUCGUACGAGGUAUACAUUGACGAUGAUGGCCUCAUCUGGGAUGCUUCUCUGAAUCAGACAAACGCAACAGCCAACAACAAUAAGUACUACAAGGUCCAACUGCUACGAAGCACAGACAGUUCACGCUUCCAGACAUGGACCCGCUGGGGUCGCGUUGGCGAGCCAGGUAAAUCGGCCAUGCUUGGCAAUGGCUCGCUGUCUGAUGCAAUCACGCAAUUUGAGAAGAAGUUCAAGGACAAGUCUGGUCUCAAGUGGGAAGACCGAGGGAACGAUCCCAAGAACGGCAAAUAUGCGUAUGUGGAGAAAAACUACAACCCUGACUCCGAUGAUGAGGAUGGCGAGGAUGAAGACGCCGCGAACGGUGUCGCGAAAGAUAAAAGCAGCCGCCCCGCUGUCGAAUCUCAGCUCACUAAACCAGUCCAGAAUCUGAUUGAGCUCAUAUUCAACCAGAAAUACCAACAAGACGCAUUGAACGAGAUGAAUUACGAUGCUGAGAAGAUGCCGCUGGGCAAGCUUAGCAAGGGCACUAUCAGUCGAGGUUUCCAGGCAUUAAAGGACCUGGCCGCUAUCAUUGACACUUCCGCAACAUCCCAGGAGAUUGAACAACUCUCAAAUCGAUACUAUUCCCUGAUUCCUCACGCUUUCGGACGCAGCCGGCCAAUAAUCAUCAACAACAACGAUCUUCUUAAGAGGGAGAUUGAUUUGCUGGAGAGUCUGUCCGACAUGAAGGCAGCUACUGACAUGCUCAAAGCUAGUCUCAAAGACGAUGGUCACCUGAGCGAACUCGACCGCAAGUUCCAGACCUUGGGGAUGGAUGAGAUGGAGGCGCUCAGCCCUAAGAGCUCCGAGUUCAGUGAGCUGUCCGACUACCUGCAAAGUUCCAAGGGAGCAACGCACAAUGUUAGAUACACCGUGCAAGACAUUUUCCGCAUCCAGCGCAAGGGUGAAUUUGAGCGAUUCAAUCAAAGCCCUUUUGCGAAGCUCUCAGGCAAUCGUCGGCUACUCUGGCAUGGUUCCCGAGUCACCAAUUUUGCAGGCAUUCUGAGUCAAGGCCUCCGCAUUGCACCACCCGAAGCUCCUGCCACCGGUUAUAUGUUCGGCAAGGGCAUCUAUCUUGCUGACAUGUCAAGCAAGUCAGCCAACUACUGCAACCACUACCAGUCUGGCGGUACUGCAUUGUUAUUGCUAUGCGAAGCAGAGCUGGGAGACCCUAUGCAUGAGCUCACGAGUGCUUCGUACAACGCUGGUGAAGAUGCUAAGGCGAGCGGAAAGUACAGUACUUGGGGCAAGGGUCGGGUAGGCCCAAGCCAGUGGAAAGAUGCGGGCUGUGUCCACCCGGCGUUGGCUGGAACUAUGAUGCCCGAUGUCAAGGUCACACCCGGUGAUACGAACGUUAGUGGGGCUUACCUCCAGUACAACGAGUACAUCACCUAUGAUGUCGCUCAGGUGCGUCUUCGCUACCUACUUCGCGUCCGUAUGUAAGGAUUGCGUACGGUGAUAUUUUCUAUGCUCCAUUCGGGCUCCUCAACGGCACACCUUCCAUUGCGACGUUUCCUCAUUCUAUUCUCGAUCCAUCUGCGCAGAGGAAAAUCACAUGGAGGACCUAUGGCAAAUCCUCUGUGAACAGUUCCCCUAUUAACCCCAAGUUCAUCGAAAAGGCGUCUAUGAAGGUAGCACCGAUACCCCGUGAUGAUAUUUUAGGUGCUUACAAUAAUCAAAAUGUUAGAAUCC